AUUUUCAUUGUCACUAUAUAAAUGCUUCUCUUUUUUCCUUCAGACGCCUCAUCUUAAACUUAGCGUUUUGCAACAACAACCCAUUCGAAAUUAUUCUAAAACCAUGUUUUCAGAAGUUGAACAAGAACAACUUAUUGAGAAACUCGAAAUCUUCAAGAUCCAAGGCAGAGAUAAACGUGGCCGCAAAAUCUUGCGCAUCAUCGGCAAAUUCUUCCCUGCUAGGAAUCUAAGUGUUGAAGUAGUGAAUAAGUAUUUAGCGGAGAAGAUCUUUCCAGAACUUGAGAAACGGUCGUUUGCCGUGGUGUAUGUUCACACCGAUGUGGAGAAAAGUGAGAAUUUUCCUGGAGUAUCAGCUUUACGAUCAUUCUACGAUGCAAUUCCGGUGAAGGUUCGAGAGAAUCUGGAGGCUGUUUACUUUCUUCAUCCUGGCCUUCAAGCUAGACUCUUCCUUGCCACAUUUGGUCGCUUCAUCUUUAGUGGAGGGUUAUAUGGGAAAUUGAGGUAUGUAAACAGGGUGGAUUAUAUGUGGGAACAUGUGAGGAGGAAUGAGAUUGAGAUGCCAGAAUUUGUGUAUGAUCAUGAUGAAGAUCUUGAGUACCGUCCGAUGAUGGACUAUGGUUUGGAGAGUGAUCAUGCCAGGGUCUAUGGUGGUGCCCCUACAGUAGACUCUCCUGUUACAAUGUACUCCAUGAGAUGCAUCUCAUAAGCAACCUAAUUGGACGGCUUUUACACUCUUUUUGUUUCAUAGUUACAUGUGUAGGUUUUGUUCUUUUUCUUCUUUCCUCCCAUCUGUUGGAGCUUUUCUUUUUUUGUCUGUAUAUACUAUUAGGUAGAGGUUAGUAACUAGCAAGCACUUCGUUUCUUUUUUAUUUUCUUCUUCUUGUUAUAUAGUAGUACUACUAAAGAAGGAUGACAAAGGUUAUCAACUUUGAAAGCAUUGAUGAUUUCCAAUAUGAAAAAUCAUGUUGCAUA
This is a messenger RNA of Lycium barbarum (goji berry), 972 nucleotides long. RefSeq lists its product as uncharacterized. The coding region runs from base 104 to 706 and encodes 200 amino acids. The transcript has 3 exons. The record is from RefSeq and is a predicted model, not a curated record. NCBI's taxonomy places the organism in Eukaryota, Viridiplantae, Streptophyta, Magnoliopsida, Solanales, Solanaceae.